This is a messenger RNA of Saccostrea echinata, 2725 nucleotides long. Its product is annotated as testis-expressed protein 10 homolog. The record is from RefSeq and is a predicted model, not a curated record. Gene Ontology annotation, cellular component: nucleus; MLL1 complex. The transcript has 16 exons. Lineage: Eukaryota; Metazoa; Mollusca; Bivalvia; Ostreida; Ostreidae. The coding region runs from base 96 to 2714 and encodes 872 amino acids.
UGUUGAUGGACAUAUCCUACUUCUAGGCCUAGAGCUGGUUUUAACUGCCAGUAAAUGAUAAACAAUUGUUUUUAAGCAGUUAAAAGAAUAAAAGAAUGCCAAAGUCAAAGAAAAAGAAAAACCAAGACUUCCAGAAAGUGAAACUGAAAGUAGGCAGAAAGUUACAGAAGGCUGACAAUGUUACGAAUGCAAGUUUCAAAACCCGGUCUGUCCAAGUGGUACAGCAUAUCAAGACGGGAGAUGGGAACCAGCCCACUACAAGACGCAACCUUAGUAUAGGGGAUUUACUGAACCAGUGUCAACAUUACAGCACCACAGUUAGACUUGAUGCUGUCAAUGGAUUACGAGAACUUCUGUCCUCUCAUCCAGAACUCCUCGAGCAUCGGCUCUCUCAAACCAUUGACCGCAUCUCCCAACUAAUGGUGGACAAGGACCCAGCUGUGAGAUCAGCACUGAUCAAACUCUUCAGACAAAUUGUGCCGUCAGUCCACCUGCACAAAAUACGACCAUUUUUCCCAAUUGUCAGUGCACAUGUGUGCUGUGCUAUGACUCACAUUUAUGAAGAUAUUCAAAGUGACUCCUUGCAAGUUCUUGAUAUUUUCCUAGAAUAUUACCCAUCUCUGAUUGUAGACCAAUCAAGUCAAAUCAUUCCAAACUUUAUUGAACAGAUCUCUCACCAGAAUGCCUCCAAGAAAUUUAAUGCUGGAAGUAGGUCUCUCAGUGUUAAGCCUGAUGGGAAAAUCCAGGCUCAUAAGUGGAGGAUCCAAGUUCUCUCAAGGCUUGGCAGGUUAAUGUCAACACUGAUAGAGAGUACAGGCCCUUUGACUUUGGGACCAGAGGUAGAUGAGAAAGAGGAGGGUUCAAAGGUCAUUUGGAGGGAUGAUGAAGAGGUCACAUGUUCUCCUUGCCCCCGACAUUUUCAGAGUGUGUGGACAGCUCCGGGAUGUAAGACAAGUACCAUGAAGAAUCUCCUCUCUGUAGAGAUGGAAGAGAGAGGUUUUAAUCUGAGGGAACCCCAUGGUGUACUCAAACUUCUGGAGACGAUUGUACCCAUCUUACUGGAGUGUUGGGUAGAGGCCACAGCUACUCAACACAAGGCUGUAGAGGGUUCCUUAUUGUCAGUGGAUGCCUGCUCAUUGCGGCACAAUGUGGUGAAAAUUAUUAAACUUCUGUGGCAAUACGCUGGACAAGUGAUCCGGUUGGGCUGGCAAAGCAGUGUUGCCCAUUUCCUGCCAGAUUUUCAUCAGCAUUUCAUGAAGUUCUUUCCCUACUCAGCCCACACAAGUGGCCAAAAAAGUAAAAAGACACCACAGGAUAAUGAACAACAGCAUACUGUGCACUCUCUGAAUAUCACUAUCUGUGACAUUAUGUCUUACUUCCUGGCAACCAAUCAAACAUCAGGACACAGAAGCAGCCUGCCUCACACAGUCACACAAUACUUCCUUACAUACUUGCAAGAGGAGGGCUAUGAUUCAUCAAAUACUCCACAGAUCCUACAAGUUGUAGAGAGGCUACUGGAAUACUACCAAAAUAAUGAGCAAUUCCAACAAUUACUGUGGCUCCUGGUGUCUCGUUUUACACAUAUUCAUCAUCUCUCCAAAGAGAAAAAACUGUUGUUAAACUUCUUCUCCAGGAUUGUUAGUAAAGAGGGAAUUGUUUUAAGAGAUGGCAUCAGACAGGUUUUCCUUGACUCCCUGCCAUCACUGUUUAAGUCUUGUAUUGAGAAUCCUGUGAUGUCUGGACAGAUAAUGGGGGUCCUGUGUGACCUGGCUAUUAAAUCCACAGAGAAGCACAACGAAGGAGUGACUGCAUUUGUCAUGUCUGUGUUAGAAAUGGAUUUAGAAAGUUUGGUAUCUAUGGACAACAAAUGCAUGCAUAGCCUCAUAGAACUUAUUUAUCGUGUGCCUCAACUGAAUAAGGAGAGUUAUGGAAAACUGAGAGAUCUGGUGCAAGAUGUAUGCUUACCACUAGUAACCUGUCAGUAUCUGCUACAAGUGAUGCAACAGAGGUACAAUCGAUACAGUUUGCCAAUAGAAGAACAAGGAUUCUACAUACAGUUUCUUCUGAAGUCUGCAUUUGAUCCUGGGAAUUUUCCUUUGUGUCAUGCCAAGCUGGACAGAGAUCACUUCAAACGAUUGCUCUCGCUCACUGAGACUGUCUCUGAUCAACUGUUGAUGUUUGAAAACUCAGACCAGGUUGUGGAAGUCUUGUGUUGUUACCUGAGUAAGACAAUGGUAACAAGGAAUAAAGUUGAAGAGUCAGUUUACCCAAUUGUAACCUUUGCCACAAUGGGGUCAAAGUUGAAGAUUUGGAAUUACCCAAUCAGCAGACAAGUUACAAAUGAGUUCUUAGAUUUGUUAUGGAGCUACUCAUUAGCUGUAUCUCAGAGUGAUAAGGAUUCAGCUGUUAAUUCCCUUAUUUUUGAUGAGGUAAUGGACAGAUGUGGACAUUUUAUUUCUGGAGGAGAACAAGUUUUCGGUCAGUUUUUGAAGAAGAUACUCAAAGCACUGAAAGACUGUAGUAGUGUGGAGGAAGUGAAUGCAGUUCAGCAUGCAGCCAUUCUAAUUCUUCAACAAGAUCAGCCGUGGCCAACUCUAGCAGAAAAUCUAGAAUGUCAGCCAAUAUUUGACACUUUGGAGAAGAUUGAAGGCCUUACCUUACAGCACAGAUGGAAGAAAUUAAAGAAUAUGUUAACAGAAUUUAAUAAAACUUAGAAAUUGACUGU